GUCAAGAAUUCAUGAUUUAAUUCAGGAAAUUUGACACAGUUUCUCAUUCAAACAGAUUCUCCUAAGAGAGUUACAAUGACAAUCAAGUUAUUUUUUGUGAUACUCUUGCUCUUCGGAGCCGUCAAUGUGAAAAGUGCCUUUGGUGAAUCUGGCCUCGAUCUUGAAGAGAUAAAUCCUGACCAGACAGUAGUUGGAAGCGCUGAGGAAGAGAGUGAAGACGCAGAUGAAGACACAGAGCCGGUUUUGAUUGAUGAAAACCAACUAGGUACAGAUCUUGAACAGUAUGAAAACGAAACCAACGACUUAGAAGCUGAGUCUGGUGAGGAAGUGGAAGAAACGUCAGAUGUUUUAGACGUCCUAAAGGGGUUUUCUAUCCUACGAAAACGUCCUAGGGGUGGAAAACAUACUAAAGUUGGAAAACGUCCUAAAGGUGAUAAACGUCCUAAAGGUGGAAAACGUCCUAGAGGUGAUAAACGUCCUAAAGGUGGAAAACGUCCUAAAGGUGAUAAACGUCCUAAAGGUGGAAAACGUCCUAAAGGUGAUAAACGUCCUAAAGGUGGAAAACGUCCUAGAGGUGGAAAACGUCCUAAAGGUGGAAAAGGUCCUAGAGGUGGAAAACGUCCUAAUGGUGGAAAACGUCCUAAAGGUGAAAAACGUCCUAGAGGUGGAAAACGUCCUAGGGGUGGAAAACAUACUAGGGUUGGAAAACGUCCUGGAGGUGGAAAACGUCCUAGGGGUGGAAAAUAUACUAGGGUUGGAAAACAUCUUAGACGUGGGAAACGUCCUCGAUUUGGAUUACGUCCUCGAUAUGGAAAUUUGCACAUCAUGGACAAAGUGGACAAUUGUUGCCGCAUCCGCAAUAUCUGCCUCAGUAAACAUAUGAAGUCCAAGUAUUGCCCCUUCAGAAAACUUGGAGCACUGUUUGACAUGUCUUACGCAGUAAGAUUGACUAAGAAAGGAGGCAAAGAAAAUUUCAAAUGCGAGCCUGUCAGAAGCCGCUGUCGUUACGAACUGUGCAAGUGUAAUACUAAAGCCGUCAAUUGCUUCAUGAGGAACAAAUAUUAUCCAGAAUACGCGGAGAAUGACCCCAAAAUUUGUGAUUCACGUGGCGAACUGCGCUUUCGUAAGAAGAAUAAGAUGCAGUCUUAAAUGAUUCCAGU
This is a messenger RNA of Pocillopora verrucosa, 1160 nucleotides long. Lineage: Eukaryota; Metazoa; Cnidaria; Anthozoa; Scleractinia; Pocilloporidae. The record is from RefSeq and is a predicted model, not a curated record.